AUGUCUUCUAAAGAAAGAUACCUUGGCUCUCCUCUGAUUCUUGGGCAUUCUAAACAAGAAGAUUUCAAAGUAAUUGAGGAAAACUUCAAGAACAGGUAUACUUCAUGGUCUUCAACUUCUCUCACUCAAGUUGGAAAAGCAACUAUGAUUAAGCAUGUAUUAAAUAUUAUUCCCAUCUAUCAAAUGGGCACCUUCAAGUUACCUACACAACUUCUGGAUAAACUCAUAGCAAUUCAGAGAAGGUUCUUCUGGGGGCAUAACUCUAAUAGAGGCUCUAAUCCAAUUGGUUGGCAAAAAGUUUGUAAAACUAAAGAAGCUGGUGGUCUAGAUUUUCGAGAUUUGGAAACUCUAAAUCUAGCACUCCUUACUAAGUUAGCUUGGAGGCUCUGCAAUAAUCAAGAUACCUUAUGGGGACAAAUCAUGGAAAGUAAGUACUUCAUAAGUGGUGAUAUCCUACAUCAAAGACUGGAAGCUAAAAAUUGUUCUUAUACAUGGAAUGGCAUCAUUAAAGGUAUGAAGAUUGUUCAACAAAAAAUUUUCAUGGGAGUCAACAAUGGCAGAAGAACAAAAAUUUGGCAAGAUAAAUGGAUACCAGGACUCCUUGUACCACCUUCUCCAAUUAAUGACUACUUCAUAUUUUAUCAGACUAUUGAAGAACUUCUCAUUCCUAACACUGGCUUUUGGAAUAUUGAUCUUCUGAGCACACUGUUUGCUCCAGAUGUUUCAUUAAAAAUACAAAGUAUAGUUCUGGAUGUCACUAAAGAAGAUGUGAUGCUAUAG
Molecule: messenger RNA, 780 nt
Organism: Papaver somniferum (opium poppy)
Lineage: Eukaryota; Viridiplantae; Streptophyta; Magnoliopsida; Ranunculales; Papaveraceae
Exons: 1
Coding region: 1-780 (259 amino acids)
Source: RefSeq, a predicted model, not a curated record